AUGAAGAACGAAGAUGAUGAAACCGAACAAGCGACAAAAACUAAACGUAGAAAAGGUUCUAAAAAGAAAGAAAAGAAAAAGAAAGACGAUGGAAAAGAAAAUGAAGCUAAAUCGGGAAAAGAUAAUGAAAACGAUGAGGUGUUUGUCGCUGGAGGCGAUGAUAAAAAUGAAAUUGGACUUAAAAAGGAGCAGACGACAAAAUCUGACGACAUUAAUGAUAAUGGUGUUGAAAAAAGACCUAGCAAUGAAGGAGUUAACACGCUGCCAAGGGCAACGCGUUCGAGGAGCACUUCAGAACGCCGGAGUUUUAAAAAUCUAUUCCGGAAGCCAAAACUUCAAAAACAAAGAUCGCGAAGUACUGGUGGGAUACAGGACUCUACAGAGAAUGAUGUCACCGUAGCGGCAAGGUUGAGUGGGGACAACGUCUCCACGCCGGAUCGGAAACCAGUCGGAGAGUUUGGAUUAACCGACAAACUUCAAUCUCCAGCUGAUCCAAGAGAUAAAAUCAAGCGUAUGACAGUUGGAGAAGCAAAGAAAGUAAAAAGUUCCAGUAAGCCCCCAGAGAGUGAUCUAUCUACCGCGGACAAAUUCAAACUGAAACCAACAUUAGAAGGUAUAGGGAAAUCAGAGUCUAUGGAAUCACAUUCGUCAUCAUUACCGGAUCUCACAAAUAUCGAAGGUUCCAUACCUUUUUCGAAAACGGACGAAGACAAAAAGGUGUACAGAAGGUCAGUGAGUGCAGAUAUGGGACGCCGAAAGAAAGAUCGAGUGAAUCAUACGCAGUCAAAUGUGAAUAAUGAUGAAAAUGCAAAAAGUGAUAAAGAGGUUGAAAUCAAAAGCGAUUCACCUGAUACAUCUGGGGGAGAUGCUAGUAACGUACCAUUAUUGAAAACGGUUACUAACGGCGUAUCUAUUGAUGAACGGGGUGAUGGACUUAAAAGCCCGAAUAGAACCGAAACACCACAUUCAUCUGUAUCAAACGAACAAUCCCCUUACUCUGGCCAAAGGAACAGUAACUCUGAUAAAACGCCUAGUUCAUCUGCUCACGUUGACCCUAUUGAUGCCCAACAACUUGAAAAAAAUCGUAAAGAGUCGUUCUCAAACUUUCUGAAUCUUAGUCAGAAUCUACCUCUACGUUCCGGUUCACCUGGAGCUAGAUUAUUGAAACGCAGUAGUGAGGAGGAACAUGAUGUAAAAAGUGAAACGGAGACAGUUCCAUUACCGGAAGCGGAAGUACGUUCUCAAGGUAAGAUUGCAGUGCCUUUGCUUCUUGGCAAAUCUAAUGUUGAACAAGAUGAUAAAUCACAGAAAUUCACAAAUAGUGAUGUAGUGAAAGAAGACAAUGAAAAAGCUACAGAAAAGAGGUGGUAUCCUUUUUCAAAACAAGACAUUAAAUCUGUACCUGCAUCACAAGUGAGUGACAAUGUAACAGCAUGGCUAAGUAAUUCUCAGGAUACAAUCAGAAAGGAGAAAAGAGGAUUAAGAUUGAAUGACACUGCUGCUCCUGCCGAUGAAAAGAAAGAAAUUGAAUCUGAUUUAAGUAAUACUGUGUCUCGUGAGAGAGGGAAAAAUGCUUACGAUCAGAGCAAGAAACUGUCAAGAAGUACAUACAAGUCUCCUAGAAGAUUUAGUGGCCGGAGUUUAUCUAAAAGUAAAGACAAAGAAUCGAAAGAAAAGGAAUCUAAAGAUAUGGAGAAACAAGAAGAUGAAACAGCUGUAGAGAAAGAAUAUGACAAGAGAAAAGAUUCUGAAAAAGAACAAAGUACCAACGAUAAAGAAAGAGAAAAAGGAAACAGGAAAACUAGUGAUACUGUAUCUACUCCAGACAUUCCGAAUAAAAACCUUAAAUUACUAUCCGAAUCUCUAAGGAAUACAACUGUUACAAAUGAUCUGUUGGGAAAAUUAAGUAAAGGAAACGUUGCGAAGCCAUUAUUAUACACUACAGGAACCCAGUCUGAGGACAUCGAGAAACGACGGGGUACCACUCCUAUAUCGAGAAGUGUUCAAACAUCUCUUGAGAGUCUCAAAUUUGACAAAAAGGAUGAACCAUUAAUGAGCAAAGCAUUAAAAGUGAAUCUUCGGACAGCGGCCGAAGGAAUUAUAAAAAAGGCAUCACAACUAAACGUAGGCAGUUCUGAAGAAAAAGAUGUAAAAGAUGAGAAACAAGCAACAUCUGCAAGUGUCAAUAAUAAAGCUAAAAGAAAAUCUUCUCGGAACUCCAGUUCUGAUAGCGAUAUGGCUAUUGACAUUUCAGAAAUUGAGGACUAUUCUGUUUUUAAAACGCCUGAAUCAACUCCAGCUUUAAAGCGAAAGAAACUACCACCUCUUAGUGAAAUCCAGCCUUUACCUGUCGAGGUACAAAAGGACUGUGACACACCUGACAGUGCCCCCAGACUCUCUGGGAUAUUAAAGAACGCAACAGAAGACCCUAUGGUAAGGGCUGAUUAUGAAAAAGAAGAUGAUACAGAUGAAACUGCUUCCAAACCUGCAAAAAAGCUUUCUCUAAUGGGCAUAAUAUCCAUGAAAAGACGCCUUUCAAAGCAUCGGAAACAAUCAGAACUAGCUAAAAACAGGCAAAGUAAGCGUUCAAUAAGGUCACCAGACAAGGGAGAUGAGAAAGAAAAUAAAGCAAAAAACGUCGAGAAAAAAUCGGAUAAAACCGAAGAACCAGACGUCAAAGUUGACACAAAAGUUAUCAUAGAGAACGAGACAAACAUAAGUCUUAGUAAACUUGCUUUACUUCAAGAAACUGAUAUCGUUGACGAUGUCAUCGACUUAAGCGAUGAUUUACCUAAAAAGCAUAUUAAAUUUGAACCAGGUGAUGAACCAGUGGCUUCGGAUGAACCACUGGACGACGAACCUGCUUUGCCACCUAAUCCUCGGCAUCUAGCAACAAGACGGGAAAGUCGGAUGCUAGAAAAACGCCGGAAAGUUAUCAGUUGUUGUAAGCAAUUUAUUGCAUUCUUAUUUUCUCAUAUAGGAUUGUGUUCGCUUGUGGUAGCAUAUUCCAUUCUCGGUGGGUUCAUCUUCCAGGCUCUCGAAGCUCCUUUUGAGCAACAGACCAGAAUUCGUGUGAAAAAUGAAAGGACAACAGCAGUAACACAGAUUUUGCAACUAGCACUUGAGUUAGAAAUGAAUAAACGAAGCCGGGAAAAUUUUACAAAAGAGAUUAACUUACUUCUUGAAAGUUUUCAAACAGAAGUGUGGAAGGCUACUGAUAUGUAUGGAUGGAAUAACAAGGAUGAACAAAGCGAAUCUGAGCUACAAUGGUCAUUUGCCAGUUCUCUUCUUUUCGCCAUCACUGUGAUGACAACUAUUGGGUAUGGUCACGUGGCUCCAAAGACCGACUAUGGUAGGAUCGUUACAAUUGGUUACGCUGUGCUUGGAAUACCUCUGACGUUGUUGUGUCUAACAAACAUAGGUGACCUUAUGGCCACAGGGUUCCGAAUGUUAUAUGCUAAAGUUUGCUGUGGUGUGUGUUGUGUAUUGUUCAGUCCGACCAAACGUCGUCUACCAGAUCCGGAAAAAGGCAUUGAAGAAGAUAUGGUGGUUCAAGGUGAGGAGAAAACACCAGGAGAAACUAUACAUGUGCCGACGUCAUUGUGUAUACUAGUAAUGACUGCAUAUAUUUUACUAGGAACACUUCUUUUCUCAAUCUGGGAGGGAUGGGACGUUAUAACCGGAACUUACUUCUCUUUUAUUACUCUCAGUACCAUUGGUUUUGGUGACGUAGUUCCGGGAACUGCAAUGGACCAAUGGGCGAAUGAACAGAAACUUGUCCUGUGUGCGAUGUACCUCGUUUUUGGACUUUCUCUUAUUGCUAUGUGUUUCAACUUAGUUCAGGAGGACGUGAAAGCUAAAUGUCGGUGGCUUGGUGCCAAAAUUGGCAUUAUUUAA
Molecule: messenger RNA, 3897 nt
Organism: Ylistrum balloti
Lineage: Eukaryota; Metazoa; Mollusca; Bivalvia; Pectinida; Pectinidae
Product: myb-like protein X
Exons: 2
Coding region: 1-3897 (1298 amino acids)
Biological process (GO): stabilization of membrane potential; potassium ion transmembrane transport
Cellular component (GO): membrane
Molecular function (GO): potassium ion leak channel activity
Source: RefSeq, a predicted model, not a curated record